This is a messenger RNA of Symbiodinium sp. CCMP2592, 615 nucleotides long. NCBI's taxonomy places the organism in Eukaryota, Dinophyceae, Suessiales, Symbiodiniaceae. The record is from the annotation of a GenBank genome assembly.
AUGGCGCCAGGCAACCUCGCAAGUGAUCCGGCGCAGCGAGCCAAGGAUAUUGCGACAGCACUGACAGGGGCAGUCGAUUCUGCGCUGCGGUCAGUGGCUUCGGGGCUGAAAACGGAGCUCUGCAGCAGGAUUCAGAGCAGUCCUGCAGACGAACAGGAGGCGAGCCGCACUUGCUAUCGGCUCCAGACGGUGCUCCUGGAAAAGAGUCAAGCCAGGGCGCAGAGGUUUGAGCACUUCGUGCUUGAAUACCUCCUCAAAGUGCCCGAGGGUCCAUCUCUCAACAGCUCGAACGAGCAACACGGGGAGCAGGCUUCGUCCACGGCCACCACGUCUGCAGGAAUCCUUCUGCCCCGGGAGGAGCCGACAGGACAGGUGCGGAAGACCACCAAUUCAGGUGCGUCUGCCCGCCUGGACGAGGAGAUCGCUGAAAUGGAAGCUCGGCUGGUGCAGUCGAUUCGAAGAGCGGCCGCUCUGAAGAAGGAGGGCACCGCGCUUGCGAAACAGCUGGGCCUCAUUGAAGCCGUGGAGGACGCAGGCCACGUGGGGCUACCGGCGAUGGCUGCCGAGCUGGCGGUGGUCGCCAGGAAGGUCAACAAACUCACUGGCAAGGCGUAG